Molecule: messenger RNA, 4514 nt
Organism: Chironomus riparius
Lineage: Eukaryota; Metazoa; Arthropoda; Insecta; Diptera; Chironomidae
Source: the annotation of a GenBank genome assembly
UAUCUACGAUGUAAAGCACAAUAUUUUUAACAUGCUGAGAAAUUUAAUAAUUGAAUGUUUAAAAAAGUCAAAAAAUAUUUUGAGAUUCGAACCUGAAUGACAAAAAUAAGAGAACUUUUGUAUUCGACUAUAGUCGACUAAACUUCACUCGGCUUCGCCCUCUGCCUACGUGUCUGAAAAUUUUCAAUUCCUUAAUAAAUAACACGAAAUUUUUAAAAAAAGGAUUUGAGUGCUUCAAUGUGUGCCACUCAUCCACUUUUAAUGACAAUUUAGGAUAAACAGUAAUUAAUGUUUGCUUAGUAUCAAGUGUUAAAUUAAAACAGAUGCUGAGAGUACGUAAAGGUUUAAUUGACGUCAGUUGCUUUUGUUUACGCAGCUUAUCUAUUAUCUUCUAAGGAUGUCCCAUGACUAUUUCUACGUCAUGACUUUAUUGUGCUUCUGUAAUUAAAACUCGUUAAAAAUCUUUAAAUUUUAAGAAUCAAAGAAAUAUUUACGUUGCUGUGCAAGCCGAGCUAACAUGCAAGGACAAAUUUGUGGUUUACUGUCGCUUCCAAUGAUCAACAGGAAGAAGACUAGGCUGAAUAAUAAAGCUACUAAAAAUGUUUUAUCCAUCUUACUUCAAUUAAAACUGAACUAAUACUGAAAUUAUUGCCACAAAAUGCCUUAAUUUAAUACUUAGCUUAUCGUAUAAAACCUCUCAAAAGCUAUUAAGUAAAGACAAUCAUUAAAAAGCUUACAAUUUACUGUAUCAGUUCCAAACGAAGACUUUAUUUAAUGUUCUUUAAUCUUUACGGCAAAUUCAUAUUUAUAGCCAGAUAAAUCUAUCUUCGUAGAAUUGGAUGACGGCUUGGGUGUAAGCAUGAUUAGCUAUUUUUGAAGACAUUAAUGUACAAAAGCUAGUGCCUUUCCAUUGCAAUAUAAAGAUUAAUUCUCGAUUUUGAAAAGCUCCAAUAAUCUGAUCAAGUUCAACAUUUUUCAUUCCUGUUUUCACCUGAAUCCGUUCUUCCUCAUAUUCUUUAAUUAAAUCAAUGCAGUUACUGCAAUUAUCGACAGAUUCCCAUGAGUUUGGAUAAUCUCUCCAUUUAAGCAAGUACUGACACUGAAAGUGAAUUUUGUUAAAAACUUACUGGAUGUUAAAUAAAAGGAUCUAUUUAAUUACAUUUCCGUUGCAGAAUCUCUUUCCCAGUACCUUAUCGACUGUAAAUUCACUCCAAUGCCUCAUUUUAAUCUAUAAUUACAUUUUUAUUCAUUUAAAUUUCACUAAUCUCAAAUAAAGGUAUUUUUGAUAGAUUUCAGAUGUUAAUCCUGUUAUGCUUUUUAAAAAGAUCAAUUUACUUACUGUGGACUUCUAAUUCCGCUUUAAUUAAUAUUUUUCUGAAUUUUUCAUGCGCUCAGAUAUUUUUUAAAAAUGCUUUAAAACAAUCAAAUUUACCGGCUUUUUGAAAUUCAAAGUAAAAUUUUGACGAAAAUAUUCAAAAAAAACGACAGUUGAAAAACCUCAAAAAUAGGUUUGACGAAGUGAAAAAUGAAUUAUUUACGCAAUACAACAACUUCCUAUAGUUUAAUUAACGUGAAUGUUUUUCAGAACGGGUCUUUGGAGUUUCCUAUUGACUGCAGCAAUAUUCGGACUUUCUGUUUGAAGGAUGUAGUCUUACUAGACACUGUGUUUAUGGCAUUUUUAAGACACUUUGUGUCUCUUGAAAACCUGGAAUUCUCUAAUCUUCAUUUAGUUCGAACUCAACAGCUAGAACCAAGUGUUAAAAUCAUGUGCUGCAGCAUUAGGGAUAUUAACUUUGAAUUUAGCAGUUGGGAAAUAUUCGAUUACUUAUAUACACCUGACAUUUGCAGUCUACGCUUAUCAAGUUCAGAUCUAAUAGCUCAUCCAUCAAUUACUUCAUAUCUAACAGAAGUAAACGAUUUAAAACAUUUAGAGUUACAUGCUGUAUCAUGUGAUAUUAUGGAAUUUUUCAAGUAUGCUGAUUACACAUUUGCUUUAAAGGAGUUAAAUUUGGUGACAUCAGAUUAUACAGGACAAAUCAAUACCAGAUAUGACCAUUUUUUCCAAGAUUUUAUCGCGCAAAAUACAUCAUCAUUGAAUUCACUAGAAAUGAAAGCUUUACUGUCACCUGCAUCCUUAGAUUUUAUUAUGAAAAGGCUGAGGAACCUAAGGUCAAUUCUUCUUAAAGUGAAUUACUUAAUCUGUGACACAUCAAUCUAUUAUCAAAAGAAGCCCAGGAGAACAGUCAAGACAUUAACAUUGGAAGGAUCAUUUCAUAGUAUUGACAUGAUUGUAGCUUUAAUGGCACUAUAUCCAUGUGCUAAAGUGCUAUCCUUUCGUGACUCUUACAUGGACUUCAAUGUCAAGUUUUUAAGUGAUGUACUGCGAUAUGCAGCACUAAUAUGUACAGAAUUGAAUGAUUUGAGUCUAACAAGAUUAAUUCCAUUACAACCAGAAUUGAGGUUUGAAAAGCUUGAGAUUCUUCGUGUUGGGUACGUUAAUGAUUGGAAUGACUUAGUGACAUUCCUUAAAAUGAAUAACACAAUACAGCGUCUGUGUAUUGAACACGUCUUCCGUCAACAAAGUGAUCAUAGAGCUAUGGAAAUGAUUAUUGACUGCAAUAUCAUGCAUCUUCACAUGACAUCCGACUCGUAUGAAAUUAAGAGAAUUUUUGAAAUUUUUGAUAUUAUUGGAAGUGGAAAUUUAUUUACAUUGAAACUGACUGUUCAGUCAUGCGAAUCAAAAUCAUAUAAUUUCCAUUUUAGUCCUGGAAAUAACAACUCAAUCACAGCUGAAGAACUCAAAUUUGACACUAAUGCCUUCAUAAUUGACGAUCUUGUUGACUUUUUGGAUGACUUGAGUGAACCACAACAAGAUCGACAUCAAUUUAAGUCAUCAUAAAUGCUAAAUGAUCAAUUUAUGAAUUAUUAAGGACACAUAUGUAUCGUCAUGUGCUAUAUAUUUUGAAUAGAUUUUGUUGGAGAAUUAAAAAUCAAAUUUUGAAAUAAAAAAUUAACGGUCUUAAGAUAUUUGAAUUUUAAUAACUUUGUAAGAUUUGAUAAAGUUUCGUUAAGUUUCAACGGAUUUGAAACAUUUAAAUUUUAAAGGUUUUGUAAAAUUUAAAAUUUCUUCGUUCAGUUUUAGCGGGUUUAAAGAUAUUAUAAAAUAAGAAAAUUAACAGAAUUUUAACAUUUUCUUCGAAUAGCUAAACAUGUCAAUUUCACAUCCAAUUGAAAUUAAAGCAUUGCAAAACAUCCUGAAAAUAUCAAAACAAAUCGGUUUUAAUCAAAUUAAUUCGCCAAGUAAUUUUUGUUGUUCUUUAUUUUAAUCAUUUAGUAUGUAGACGUCGUUUUAAAUUUAGAUGAGAAAAUUAAGAGAAACUAUGAAUAACUUUUAAGCAAGCAAAUCGGAAAACCAUGUGUAAUUAAAGAAAAAAUAGAGAAAAUCAGAAUUCAAAAAUAUAGAAGAACUUCCUUAAUAUUCUCGGAAGCGAUGUUUAAAAAAGAAGGGAAUUUAUAACAUAUCCGAAAUAAAGUUUUUUUUAAAUGUUUAAAGUCCUUAAUUAAAUUAUCCUUGUAGUAAGUGUGUGUGUUUACUUAUCACCGCCACUCGAGUGCCAUGUCAAUCGUUCUUCAUAGAAUUGAAUGACAAUUUGUGGACAUUUCACAUUUGCUUGCUUGGCUGGUACGAGAUCGGCUUCAUCAGUGUCCUUCCAUUUCAUCAAAAACAUUAAUUCGCCCGAAGUGUCAGUUGCGCCAAUAAUUCGCUCAGGAAGUAAACCACGAUCGAAUCCUUCUUUCCUAUCUGACUUUUUCUUGGACUUUGAUGUAUCGAGUGCUUCAGUGGUUUUCCUCUUUUUUGCUUCAGCAGCUGCUGCUUCCUUCUUUCUCUGACUUUCCUCAAAUGCGGCAAUUAAUUCUGGACAAUCGAGAUUUUCCUCUGGUUCCCAUGUAUUAUCUGCAUCGGAAUAGCCUUUCCAUUUUAAAUAAUACUCGACCUUGAGUCAAAUGAUAGGAAUCAAAUCAGAUUAAGACUAUAAAUAUUGAUAAUUUCUACUGGAUCUUACCUUUCCACCACGAAUUCUCUUUUGUAACACUUUUUCGACUGAAUACUCUUCUUGAGGUUCGUCCUUAUCCUUUCCCAUCUUAUUAUCUGUAUUAUUUAUGUCUGGAAGUUAUCAAAAAUAAUUGAAAUAAGUAAAUUGCACAUUAAAUGUCAAAUUAGACAGUAAAUUAAGAAUGUUUAUGUACGAUUAAUGGUGAAAAAUGCGAAAGACGCUUUGUGCCGAACAAAAACAAAAUUGAUUUUUUUUUUAAACGCGUCUUUUUGAAUUUUUUUCUAGACUUUUCUGAUAAUUUGCCAAUUUCCGAGACUUAUACCUGAUAUAAAACUAAUUCUUCAAGUCUCCACAAUAUGAACUUUUGCUUUAAUUACGUUAUUAACUUUUUUAUGCGCUAGUUAAGGUUUCUUGAUUGUUUUUUUUUCAGGCUGAAAAAGUUUUAGCGCUAGUUUGAAU